AUGCCGUUAAAAUAUGUUUAUCAUCUUCUUUAUGAGAAGGUUAGUAGUCCUAAUGUUUCUGUAGCAGAACUGGCUGAAGUGAGAGGAGACAAGGUUAAUUGGAAUAUCUCUUUCCCCUAUGAUAGAAUUCCUAAUUAUCUUUAUCAACCGUUUAUCAAGUUGUUAGAGGAUCUCAAUCUGGUGGAUAAAAUCCUUAUGGUGGAUAAUCUCAUUAAGAGGAGGAAGAUAAUUACGAACAUAUGCUUAAUGUGUAAGGCGGAUGGAGAAACGGGUACGCAUCUUUCUAUACAUUGUUCGUUUGUUUCCAAAAUUUGGUGGUGGUGUUUUCACAUGAUGGGGAUCAAUUUAAUGUUGCCGUUACAUGUUGUGGAUUUGAUUGUUCAAAUGGAUGUGCCUCUGCCCAAGCUUGGGGGACAUAUUUGGAAAGUUUUACGGGGAGCUAUUCUAUGGGAAGUAUGGUUGGAGAGGAAUCGGAGAACUUUUGAAGGGAAGGUGAACAAUUUUGAGAAAGUGAUUAGUAACAUCAACUGGAUGUGCCUAGAAAUAGACAUUGUGCUAGAUAGAAGCCACUUGAUCAGGAGAGUCUUAAAGUUUAACUUUGAUGGCAGUACUCUGGGGAAUCCAGGCUCAACGGGUUUUGGGGGUGUGAUUCAUGAUUGGCAAGGUAAUAUGUUACUCGCUUAUGCAGGUCCAUGUGGCUCAACUACUGCUAACAAUGCUGAAUUAUUGGGACUCGUACAUGGAUUGAAAAUUUUGUUGGCAAGGUUAUCUGGUUAUGGCUUUAUUAUUGAAGGAGAUUCGAUGAAUGUUAUUAAUUGGUGCAAGAAAGAACAAUGUUUCCCUUGGCAACUUAAAUUUAUAGGCCUGCAGAUUUUUGAUUUGAUAGUGGGGCUAUCUUUAUCCUUUGAACAUAUGUAUAGGGAGGCAAAUUCAGUGGUUGAUUCGUUGGCCAAGAGAGGAGUACUUUUAGACUCUGUAGUGGUUGCUGAUUCUGUUGUUUCUUUGAUGUAA
Molecule: messenger RNA, 1011 nt
Organism: Amborella trichopoda
Lineage: Eukaryota; Viridiplantae; Streptophyta; Magnoliopsida; Amborellales; Amborellaceae
Source: RefSeq, a predicted model, not a curated record